Molecule: messenger RNA, 5207 nt
Organism: Cololabis saira (Pacific saury)
Lineage: Eukaryota; Metazoa; Chordata; Actinopteri; Beloniformes; Belonidae
Gene: arhgap30
Product: rho GTPase-activating protein 30
Exons: 14
Coding region: 466-4407 (1313 amino acids)
Biological process (GO): small GTPase-mediated signal transduction
Molecular function (GO): GTPase activator activity
Source: RefSeq, a predicted model, not a curated record
CCGGCCUGGCGGGAGCUGAGAUUGGAGGCUUCGGACGGUCCAGCAGCUCAGGGAGUCAGUACGGUGUGGCAAGAGUGAUCAUUCAGAGUGCAGGUUCACCGGAUCAGAGAAGUUCAGGGGCAAGGGUGUGGCCUUUCAUUCGAAAAUAAAUUGAGUGCAUCAGAGGGAAGUGGAGAGCCACAUAUGCAGUGCUGUUUGAUUUAUUUUUUUUCGUGGGGUGUGAGAUUUACGAUGCGUGGCGGCUCACAGAGGAAGCAACCUGCACCAAACAGCAUGAACUGCAGCAAAGGAAACUGAACCAGACGCAGAACCAGCAGCAGCAUCAGGGUCAAAUCUGUGAAAUGUGCAGCUCAUCGUCACGUUAACCAAGUUGGCCAACUCCCCUAGCGCAGGCAGCCGGUGAUCCUGACCAUCACAGAGUCAGAGCUGGUCUGAAUGUGAGGUGGAACCGGCACAGAGGCAGAGAUGCGGAGAAAUCGAAGAAGAGGAGGCAACAAAGAGAAAGUGUUUGGAUGUGAUCUGCUGGAGCAUCUGGCCACCUCCUGUCAGGAGAUUCCCCUGGUGUUGCGAAGCUGCAGUGAGUUCGUUGAGGAGCAUGGCGUCGUGGAUGGAAUCUACAGAUUGUCUGGAGUGUCAUCCAACAUACAGAAAUUACGGGGGGACUUCGAUAGCGACGCGAGCCCAGAUCUGAACAAAGAUGUGUAUCUUCAGGACAUCCACUGUGUCAGCUCUUUGUGUAAAGCUUACUUCAGAGAGCUGCCCAACCCUCUGCUCACGUACCAGCUGUAUGACAAGUUUGCUGAGGCUGUGGCCAUCCAGCUGGAGGAGGAGAGACUGGUGAAGAUCAGAGAUGUGCUGAAAGAACUGCCAACUCUACAUCACAGGACUCUGGAGUUUCUGAUGCGUCAUCUUGUCAAAAUGGCCUCAUAUUCCUCCGAAACGAACAUGCACGCCCGGAACCUGGCCAUCGUCUGGGCCCCUAAUCUGCUCAGGUCCAAGGACAUUGAGGCUUCUGGAUUCAACGGGACGGCAGCCUUCAUGGAGGUCAGGGUCCAGUCCAUCGUGGUCGAGUUCAUUCUCACCCACGUUCCUCAGCUGUUUCCUGAAGACGGUGUGUCGAGUGAGAGAAGGAAGUCGCUCCCCUCCCCAUCACUGACGCCCAAUCAGGACAUGCUGUUUCAGCAGAAGUCCCCUCAGCCCAACUUUGGCAACAUCAGUCCGGGAGACGGCCCCCUCCCCAUCAGACCCUACCAUGCUAUCAUCGAAGGCACAGACAAGAGAAAAGGGUCCCUCAAAGGCAGGAAGUGGAUGUCCAUCUUCAACAUUGGGGGGCGAUUCCAAGACCCACGACGGAGGCACAAACACUCAGCCAAGGAGAAAGAUAGGCCGGCUUUGAGACCUGCAAGAAGCAUGGACAACCUCCGCACGCCGUAUCCAAACGAAGGAACCGUCCUCUCAGUUGCUGGGCAUUCUGCCCUCCGUCCUCCAUCCAGUGACGCAUCCCCUGCCGUCAACACCUCCUCUCAGUCUGGCCCAGACAUGACGAUAUCUGCCGGUGGGAUAGGUGGUAGUGAAUAUGCUGUGACCUACCGUAGGGGGACGGGCUUAGUAAGUGGGGGUGCAGGGACCCAGGGCACCUACACAGCUCUGGACCCGGAUAGUUUAGGGAUGGCAGGUAGUGAGGGCGUCCAAUCCAGAUCCCCGGGACUUUCCAGCAAAGCUGGUCGCAGAGCAGCCAUGCACAUCACCGGACCUACCAUGGUCCGCGUGCCCCUUCACAUCACCUCUAACCUGGCAUUAGGGGUCCUGCAGGGAGGGGGGAGCGACAGGCUCAUCCACCGGGGAAGAGAUAAGGAUCGAGGGGACAAGGUGGAAGGUAUGGAGGUAGCGGAGAAGGUGGAGAAGAAGGAACAAAGAGAGAUUGAGAGAAAGGUGAAAGAGGACAGGAAGGCUGAGGAAGAGAAGAAGAAUCAAAGGGAACAAGGAGAUGUGAAACUAGAUGGAAAUAAAGAAGAAGUAGUUGGGGAGAAAAAGAGAAAAGGAACAGAAAAAGAGGGAGAGGAAGAGAUGAGAGGAGAACCAAAGCAAGAACCAGUGAUGGGAGGCCAAGGCGUGCCCAGAGAGCAACGAGUCAAAAGCCACAACUCCAAGGAAGACGACAAUAAAGAUGCUCCAGGAGUUGAUCAAGUAGUUGAUGACAUCAACGAUUACAUAGACAUGGAAGGGAACGAGCAGGAAGCUGGACAGCCAGCGGAGGUGACUCAGCAUGAAAGAGACGGCGUGUUUGAUGCCUCUGACAUCCUCAACUCCACUGAGACGGAGCCGGAUGACCCCGAGCUGUCCGGUUAUGUUCAAGAAAGCUUGGAAUUUCUGGACCACAUACUCAGCAUGCCUUAUCAGGUGAACGAGUUCUCCGUUGAACCUCCCGGACACUCAGAUGAUGAGUAUGAAAUCAUGGAGCAAGCCCAGUGCUCCCAGCAUCCUGCAGCCGUGGAAACCCAGAGUCCGACAGAGUUAAGUCCGCACAGACCGCUCAGCCUGGACCUGCACAGUCGACACACUAAAUCCCUCAGCCUGCCCUACAUGACCUCCCCCAUCCACGCACCGGAGGACUCCUGCUCUGAGGACUCCUGCUCUGAGGACGAAGCUCUGCCGGACGAUGGUUAUCCUAAUGAUUACAGCAGUGAAGAAGACGACGAGAGCAUGUUCAUGCAAAGCCUUCCAGCAGAUUUCAUUCUUAACACCUUGCCUGGGAUUGAACUAGACACCGAAAGCCAGGACCAGUCUCAGCCUGAGCAUGUGCAAGGUUUACAGAGCUCUGAGGAAAAACACUGUCAGUCACUGAACCUUGAACUUCCUGCUUGUAAAGAAACAUCAGGAAAGCAGGAGCAGGUACAUGAGGAAUGUGGAGAUGAGGAAGAUGGACUGGAAGAGAUGGGCGUUGUACAAAAGAAGGAGGACCAAGUUCAACAUGGACAAGACCAACUGAAAGAUGAAAUGCAAAGUGGAGAAACAGAGGAAGGUCUGAGUAUCACUGAACAAGGUCAAAGUGAAAAAUCUCCGACUUUAGAGACACCAACCACUCCCGUUGUUGAGGUUCAACAACUGAGCAGUGAGGACAGCAAUGAAUCAAACCCUGCGUCUGAAACGGAGGCCGGGGAUGUGGAGGAAGAGGCUGAAAUUUCUCCCAGUGAUUGUCCACCUCAGGGAACUCUUUAUGCCAUGCAGAAAGAGACUUUCACAGAAUUCACUGACGCUCCUGUAAAGCUAGAAACACAUGCCAGUGGCUGUGUUGAAGAGCUGGCAACAGAGAGCGAAAACACGUGUCAAAAAUCUGUCCCGGAGACCAAAAACAGUCAUGAAAACAUGUGUGAAGAAGACAGAGAGGAAGUCGUUAAAGGAUCAGCAGAUGAAAAGUAUCAAGAGGAGAGUAGAGCAAUCUGUGGGGAAAAUCCUGACAUCUGGAAUGAGCUUGAGGAUGUCAUAUGUGAAGUGAUAGAGGAUGAGGAAAAUGAACAGUGUGAGAGGGUUGUUGCUGGUUCCCAGGCAGAUGUGGUAAAAGAUGGCGCGGGGGAAGAGGAGACAGCAGAUUCCUCAGCAGAGAAAGUGGUUGAAGCUGGUGAUGUUGAGACAAACAAGACAGAGUUUAGAGAAGAGGAAGAGGGGGCAUCUUUGGAGGCCAUUGAAGUAAAACUUCGAGAGUCGGAGGAAUAUGAGACUGACUCCCCGAUGGGAGGUGAAUUAGAAAGCACAUGCCAGGAGAAAUGUGCCUUCAGUGAAGAAACACAGCAUCACGAGAGAGCAGAAGUGGUUACAGAAGCAGCAGAAAAAGAGAAGAAUGAGAACGAGAGAGCAGAUGAGGGAAUCAGAGCGCAGCCAAGUGGAGAUAAACAGCUGACGGCAAACAGAUCUGAGAUGAAGGAAGUGAGCGUGUGCAAAAAGUUGGAGGACCGCAACAGCACUUCAGAAGGAAUUGGGAGAAAGCUGAUCGUCUCCAAACAACCGAAAGUUUACCAGGUCAAAGCGGUGCCCGUGGUGCCGCCGAAGCCGCAGCACUGCAAAGCCGCCGCCCGGCACCUCCGGCAGCGACAGCAGAGGGAGUGCAGGGAGGCAGAGUCAGGGAAAGACAACCUGCAGAGCGUCCCGGCGGAGCAGGACAAAGUUGGUGCCGGCGAGCAGGCGGAAGACGGGGAGGACCGGAGCGCCCAGAGAAAGGAGAGGCCGACACCCCUGAAGGAGAGGGAGAGGAGGAGGGAGGGGGCCGAAGGGGCCGUGGCCACGAGGGACAGCAGCAGAAACAGUCCCCUCAGCAUGUGCUUCGAUGAGGCAGUUGCCAUGGCAACCAUGAGGCGGGAAAAGGAGCGGGCCCGGGAAGGGGAGGCAGAUGCAGAGGGCCUGAGGAAGUGAAGUACAGGGAGGAGGCGUUUUAUGUCCGUAUAGCGUCGGGAUUAAAAACCAGCAGGGCAGACUUUUCUUUUUUCUUUUGUACAUGUCGCAUAAAAGUGGUAAUUUCCUUUGUAAACCGAAGAUUGUUUUUCAUUCAAGAUCACAUCAGUAAUUUCAGUCAAAUUCUGCAGGAUCUGAGUUGCUGUCGGGCACAAACUCGAUCUGCAGAGAUGUGAAUCUUAAACUUGUUUUUUAAAAGUACUUGAGAUCAAUAUAUUAAACCCCUGGAGUGCCAAGAUGCCACACAGGAGAGUUAAAAGAUUAAGGGCUAAUCAUUGUGCAUAUGAAGUUAAAUGGAAUAGAAACUGUAAUGUUGUAAAAACUAUAGUGUAGUUCGACCGAAGUGACCAAAUAUGGUCACUUGACCUCUAAAGGCUUAAAGGUGAACUGCUGCUCCAACAUGACAAUCCAUAUGAGUAAACUAUAUUUUCACUGAGGUACAGUAUAUACAGUUUGUUCCUUUUACAGUCUUGUUUUGUGAAACAAAACAGCAUGCUUUUUUAACAAACCAUCUCGGACCUAAAAAUCUAAGAAAUGGCCUUAAAUUUGACCCCAUCACUUCCACACUGAUUGCACUGGUUAGUCCCCAUCUGAUCACUGAACAUCUUUUGAUCAUACAUAAAGUAUAUGUACAUAAACAAUACAUCUAGUAAGAAAAGGCCUGAUUGUGGUCUGAGGCCGAUGAUAAAAUAUAUAAUAAAUGAAUUUAAAGUCUGUACUAUUGACAGUAUUUUUGCCGAAUGUGAAUAAAAAUAUGUUUU